Messenger RNA from Dibothriocephalus latus, 738 nucleotides. The record is from the annotation of a GenBank genome assembly. Lineage: Eukaryota; Metazoa; Platyhelminthes; Cestoda; Diphyllobothriidea; Diphyllobothriidae.
AUGCGGCCGCACCAAUCCAACUAUGAGGCGGCUGAGAAAAACCUCCGUAAUGCCGGUUUUUGUGCCGUCGACCCAGCAGGGCCUCAGUGUCCCCCGCAGGGUCUCUUCUCCAUCGCCUCCUGCAAGGCUCCCGGCGCAGUCAAGCCCCCGCUCUUUGCUUCCCUGCCCCAUUUUUUGUAUGCCGAUCGGAGCCUACGAUUGGCGCUUGAUGGUCUUCGACCCGACAAUCCGCACCGCGAUGGAAUUCCACUGCCAACGGACACAUGUAGCGGACACACCAUCAUCCCCGUGGAUGUUUUGUGUGAAGUUGAGUGUUGCCAACUGACAGGAUACCUUGGACACCGCAGUCGGCUCACUGUGUCUUGUCGUGUGGAGUGGAGUGGCUGUCUGUGGGCUGAGAGUCAGACUCAAUGGCCCCUUCUUAAUGUGACCUUUAUGACUCUUCCAGUCGGGAGCCUACCUAGCGAGGCGUGCGUUGCUACGCCUGUUGAGUGUUGGUCGCGCCAACCACUUGUGCCCUCCCCCAUCUCCGGCCUUCUUGACAUUGUCUUCACACCGGUUCCCGUUGUGGGAGUGGUGAGAGAGUGGGUCUCGCGGGAGUCACUGCAUUGCUUAAACUCACUGAAACUCGUGGUGGACAUCGUCGAAACCUACGGUCGCACUGUCAUGUGUGAAGUGGCUGAUGAGUGGCCUAGGAGUCAGAAGCCGAUGUUUUUUUCUAAUCCUCUGGUUGUGUAA